This is a messenger RNA of Penicillium atrosanguineum, 1836 nucleotides long. RefSeq names its product sphingomyelin phosphodiesterase. The transcript is spliced from 3 exons. The record is from RefSeq and is a predicted model, not a curated record. Bases 1 to 1836 code for a protein of 611 amino acids. Gene Ontology annotation, molecular function: sphingomyelin phosphodiesterase activity. Gene Ontology annotation, biological process: sphingomyelin catabolic process. NCBI's taxonomy places the organism in Eukaryota, Fungi, Ascomycota, Eurotiomycetes, Eurotiales, Aspergillaceae.
AUGAAGCAGGCUAUUCUUUUCGCGGCACUUGCCCCUUUAGCAUCUCUGACUGGUGUACAAGCCAAGCCGGUUGAUAGCUGGAUCACUACCAUUUGGGAUGAUUUCAAGGAGGCUGUGGACUGUGGCAGCUGCCAGGCUCUCCUGGGUGGCCUCAAGCUAGUUGCUGGUCUCGGGGAAUCCUUCUUUGAGGAUGUUUUGACCGGAGUUUGCGAUAUCAGUGGUGCUGAAGACUCCGAUGUCUGCUCCGGUAUCAUCGCAAAUGAAGGACCUGCAGUAUACUACUCUCUCAAGAACCUAAAACUGGGCUCUCACACGGCCAAAACAUUCUGUGCCAGUCUGGUCGGACUCUGCGACUUCCCAGCUGUUCGACCAUACAGUCUUUCUUUCCCUUCACCAAAGCCACCGAAAAGUCGACCGCCACCAAGCGGAAAGCCCCCGAUCAAAGUUGUCCACUUCAGUGACACUCACGUCGACUUAUCUUACGAAACCGGCUCCAAUUUUGACUGUACCAAACCCAUCUGCUGCCGGGUCUACACCGAAGAGGACGCUCCGGGAAACACCUCCUCACCAUGCGGCUCCUGGGGUAACUCCAAAUGCGACCCACCGCAACGCCUCCAACAAAGCAUGAUGGAUGCUAUCACAUCCCUGAACCCCUCCUUCUCAAUCUAUACAGGCGACGUAGUCGCCCACGACGUAUGGCUAGUCGACAAAACCGAAGUCCUCUCCGACUUCAAUGCGACAUUCAGCACUAUGGAAUCGACCCUCGGCCUCGUCUAUGCUGCCCUAGGAAACCACGAUGCCGCACCCCUAAACCUCUUCCCCUCAACCAACACCCCAAGCACCUACAACCCUCAAUGGGCCUACGACGCCCUCACAACCUACUGGCUGUCUCUAACCAACAACAACCAAGCUAUUUCCACCGCCAAAAAAUACGGCUCCUACUCAGCCCUCCACAAAACCACCAACCUCCGCAUAAUCUCCUACAACAGCAUCUUCUACUACAAAUAUAACUUCUUCUCCUACGAAGAACCAAUGCCUUUCGACCCUGACAACCAGCUCGCUUGGCUAAUCUCUGAACUCUCUGCCGCCGAAGCCGCCUCCGAGCGCGUCUGGCUGAUCUCACACAUCCCCAGUGGAAAUGUAGACCAUUUCCGCGACCAUUCGCACUACUUCGACCAGAUCGUACAGCGGUACGAGGCUACCAUCGCGGGAUUAUUCUUCGGACAUACGCAUACGGAUGAAUUCCAGAUAUCGUAUUCUGAUUAUGAUCAUCGGAGCUGGGACAAUGCUGUUGCGAUGGGAUAUGUUGCACCUUCGAUGACGCCUACCUCGGGACCGCCUUCGUUUAGGGUUUAUGAGAUUGAUCCUGUUACCUUUGGUGUGUUGGAUUAUACGCAGUAUAUUGCGAAUAUUACUGAUCUUGAGGGCGAGCCGGAGUGGGUUCCCUAUUAUUCCGCAAAGAAGGAUUAUGGAGGGAAGCUUGAUGUGUCGGUGUCUGUGGAAGAGGAGCUGACUCCUGCGUUCUGGCAUAAUGUUACUGUGGCGAUGGAGAAAGAUGGAGGGCUAUUUGAGAAUUUUUGGGCGAGGAGGACGCGUGGGUUUGAGGUUCCGGCUUGUGAAGGGGAUUGUGUGAGCAAUGAGAUUUGUGCACUGAGGGGUGCGGAUGCGCAGUUCAGUUGUGUGGAGAGGAAGCCUGGGUUUAGCUUUGAGAAGAGGGGAGAGCGGAGGGAUUUGCUGGGUAAGAGGUUUCAGCCUGAGUGUAAUCAUGCCGGGAUGGCGCCGUUGUUGGCGAAGAUUGCGCACCGGGCUAGUUUGGCCAGGGAGGUGGAGGGUUGA